AUAACAAUUUUUUUCCGAUAACGUUUAUUUUUUAUUUACAUUUUACGAUUAUGCAUUGAACUAUUGAACACUUUGAUUAAUCGUAAUCGUUCCGUUUGUCGAAUGCUCACCACGUAAUUUCUGGCUACCCGGUGAUAGUAGUCGUUUCGUGAUCAUUCAAAUUUUGAGAAGUUUUUCUGUUCUGCCAAGUCAUGAACGGUUUGCGAUUAUUCAGACGGCUAGCCAGCGGGUUUUCUGCGCGUUCCAGCAAGAACGAACGUGCCAUUGUCGUCACUGACGACGCGUCUACCAUAGUGUGUUAUCACCCAGAGAGUUCUUUUCCAUACGAGUUCACCAAACCGUUACCGGUCAACAAGGUACAGGACAACUCAGUUUUACGAGUUCAAAAUAAAGAUUUUGUGCACGAAGUAUUCAGCAAACCCAAUAAUGAAAUAGUACAACAAGAACUAAUGAAAAUAACAUACACUACCAAACACCGUUGGGUGCCACCCAAGAAAUGGAAAAGAAAGUUUGCGCAUCAAAAACUUGUAGACAGAGAAUAUUUAUAAUCUGAUAUAAUUAUGUUUAUUUUUAAAAGUGAAUUAGCUCAUGUAUUUUAGUAUAAGAGUAU
Messenger RNA from Melanaphis sacchari, 610 nucleotides. It is a transcript of the gene mRpL42, whose product is annotated as 39S ribosomal protein L42, mitochondrial. Gene Ontology annotation, cellular component: mitochondrial large ribosomal subunit. Lineage: Eukaryota; Metazoa; Arthropoda; Insecta; Hemiptera; Aphididae. The coding region runs from base 192 to 548 and encodes 118 amino acids. The record is from RefSeq and is a predicted model, not a curated record. The transcript has a single exon.